GUACAUACGUCUUUGCUGUUUGGAUUACCCCUUAAGCCAUGCGUGGCGCGAGCGGCGGAUGACGGCCGUGCACAUGUGCUCGACCGCUUCCUUCAGCUAGAUGCAUGCCUCUCCAGAUUCCCUUUGUUCAUAAAACUAAUUAAUCCCCCAGCCGCCAAUCAUAUCGAUCGCAAGGCAAAGAAACCCCAGGAAUGGUAGCCUAUAUAUGCGUCCAAUUCACCCCGCAAUCAUCAGAACCACACACGGAGAGAUCUAGCUAGACGCUCUAGCAGUAUCAUUCAAAGCAAACAUUUUCAGAUCGGUCAGGCUUUGGAUCCAUCACCUCCUGCAAAUUUAGGACGCCCCCUGCUAUAGCUUGCAAAUCGAUCGACUGCUGGAAUGGCAGCAGCAGCUAGAGCCUUCGCAGUCGCGCUGCUCGCACUCGGCUGGGCGCUGGCAGUCGCCGCGGACAACGUCACGACCAGCAGCUCGUCGUCGUCUCCGGCGCCGGCGCCGCCGCCGGCCGUGUGGCAGAGGGGGCACGCCACGUUCUACGGCGGAGCGGAUGCCUCCGGGACCAUGGGUGGCGCGUGCGGGUACGGCAACCUCUACUCGCAGGGCUACGGGUCGCGCACGGCGGCGCUGAGCACGGUGCUCUUCCAGGACGGCGCCUCCUGCGGGCAGUGCUACAAGAUCGCGUGCGACCGCAAGGCGGACCCGACGUGGUGCCGGCCGGGCGUGACGGUGACCGUCACCGCCACCAACUUCUGCCCGCCCAACUGGGAGCUCCCCGACGGCGGGUGGUGCAACGCGGCGCGGCCGCACUUCGACAUGGCGCAGCCGGCGUGGGAGAAGAUCGGCGCCGACACCCGCGCCGGCAUCAUCCCCGUCGUCUACCAGCGGGUGCCCUGCGCGAGGAGGGGCGGGGUCAGGUUCACCAUCAACGGCCACGACUACUUCAACCUGGUGCUCGUCACCAACGUCGCGGCGGCGGGCUCCAUCAGGUCCAUGGACGUCAGGAGCUCCGACGACGGCGAGUGGCAGCCGAUGGCGCGGAACUGGGGCGCCAACUGGCACUCCCUGGCGUACCUCAACGGGAAGAGGCUCUCGUUCAGGGUGACCAUCACGGAUGGGCAAACCCUCGAGUUCACCAACGUGGUGCCGCCUGGGUGGACGUUCGGCGUCACAUUUGCAAGCAACUUGCAGUUCAAAUGAGAACUGCUUCAUUGGGAUUUACCGCGAUUAUUGAUGAUCUGAGGGCUGCAAUCAGAUCCAUAUAAUAAGUUGUUCUCAUGUUGUUCACUACUUGCACAUGAGAUGACAUUGGCAGCGU
Molecule: messenger RNA, 1312 nt
Organism: Panicum virgatum (switchgrass)
Lineage: Eukaryota; Viridiplantae; Streptophyta; Magnoliopsida; Poales; Poaceae
Product: expansin-A23-like
Exons: 2
Coding region: 379-1194 (271 amino acids)
Biological process (GO): plant-type cell wall organization
Cellular component (GO): extracellular region
Source: RefSeq, a predicted model, not a curated record